CCUAAUGUAAGGCCUAAUGCCAGCCCUAAUGUAAGGGCUAAUGUAAAUGAUGGUAAAGUCCAACAUAAAUACUAUAAUGAAACUAAUGAAACGAUCGAUAGCUCCGGCAUUACGUCUAGUUUUGAACACAACUAUAACUCGAACUCAGACUCUAAUUCUGGUGCCACUAAAGCUGACAAUAGGCUUAAACUUUUCAAACAUAAUGAACCAGAAGCUGGCAUUACAGUCAGGACACCUCCAUCUCAAAUCAAUGCCAAUAUCUCCAACUCUUACAAAAGUUGGCCUAAAUUGGCAGCUAAUGUAGAACUGGACGAAAAAAGCAAUGAAUCGUAUAAAUCCAUUAAUACCUAUGGAUUAGUGAACGAAAAUAUUGCUUCUGUAACAUCAAACGAAUCGACAGCCCCUUCCCCUCCAACCACUCCAAUGCCAACUGAGUCUUCAAUUGGUUGGACACAAAACACAGAUAAUAUGCUAAGAAUUAAAUACAUCGACAACAUUGACAGCACUACGAGAAUAAGUGAGGGCUCAUACACGACAAGCCUUACAGGCCUGACAGCCCAGUCACUCACUACUAGUACACACCGGUCUCUCAUUGAGUCCAACAUCUCUUCCUCAAGCGAUCCAUCGAUCGAUGCCAUCAUCUCUACGACGACUUCCUCCUCACAAAGCGAUCAAAGGGCUACUAAUACGACAUACCUGACCAGUACUGCUGGCGCUCCAACUCAAUCGCCAACUCCUCACGUCAGCCCAACAGCACCGGUAGGCAUUGAUAUCGACUGGAGUGACGAGAAUGAAACCGAUUUCAUGAUCAAUGAGACGAAGAGCUUAUUGUCUUUGAGUCCAUUCUCAGCCACGACUCAAUCCUCCCCAAAGACGGAUCCAUUGAGACCAGCGGUCACUAAGAAUUCACUAUCAGUUACGACAACAUUGAACCCAAAAACACAUUUAAAUAGCAAUAGUAGUGAGCAAUACAUUGAUGUCUUGUACGACGACAAUGAGUCGAUUCUAGUCCACCGGCGCUGUCAUUGGCAACAACUCAAUGAUGUGAACUGGACUUCCAGUGAGACGGGAGUGUUGGCCACACAGACGUGUCCGCAACCUUACAGCGGCACCGUUUACCGGCCCUGUUAUUCAUCGGGACUAUGGGGUGACCCCGACUAUAGCGAGUGCCGACUCGAGCAUCUCAGAGAGAUUCAAAGUCUGAUCCUAUAUCACGUGCACAAGCACUUAGUGGAUGGUCUGUACCCACUGGCGGAGGACUUGAGUCGAUUAGUAACGUCGGGGCGGUUUCCUCUGAGGAGUCCAAUGGAUAGAUUAGAUGCAAUCGAUUCACUCAAUGCUAUUCUUAGGGCGAAGAUUAAGAUCCGAAUGGAGGACGAGGAGAAGAAUGUUAAUUUAAUUCAAUCUUUGACGACAAUUUGCGAUCAAGUCUUGACACGAACUCAAGUUGUCUUCGCUAUCGAAACAGAAAAGAAUGCGCUGAUAACGCAGAAGACGGCGGAGGCUUUGUUUGGAUUUCGUCUUCUGUCCGAAAAUAUAUUAAGAGCUCUGAUUGUCGUCUGCGAUGACGGAACCAUCAGAAGAAUAAAGCCUAUCGUUCCCAACGCCAGGAAUAUAAUCAUGACAUUAACCCAUCGGACGCCGUUUGGAUCACUGAUCCCACUCGUGACGCCAUCCAAUUAUACAACUCUUAUCAACAACACUAUUAUCCCUAAAGUUAUCAUUCAUCUCGAAGAUUUCAACAAAUUAGGGGUUGGCAUCUCAUCCGUUUGGAUCCGGCAAUUGGGUUCAGUACUGGACAACAGUGCCUAUGAAGUGAUGAGUGAUGUGGUGUUGGUAUCAGUGGUUCCAGCGGUCAGUAUUGAAGUGGACUUCGAAGAGACGCCUAAAGUAGAGGUGGAGUUGCAGUUGAAACGAUCGGUCCGACAGACCGAUGAUAUCAGUUGUGGACGAAUCCGUUCGGCCAGAGAUUUGUGGCAGAGGAAAGGCUGUGAGACAAUAGCACGCAAUGUAUCAUCGAUUCAUUGUGUCUGCAAUGAAGUCGGAAUAAUUGCCGCACUCUUUCACAAGUCGUCGUCCAGUGAUUCUCCGGUCAACAGCACCGGACACAACCACUCACUCCUCGUACACACUAUUGUUUUGUACACCAGUUUUGCGAUCAGUUUACUUCUGUUAAUGGUUUCACUGUUUUGUCAAAUCAUCCAAAGAAGUCGCGAGUCUUGUGAGGCCUCAUUCAUCCUCAUAAGUUUGGUCUCGUCUCUGAUGGCCAUUCAGCUAACAUUCCUAUUGGGGGCGCCGUUCGCCUCCAAAUGGACACUCUCUCAGCCCUGGAUCUGUCCAAUGGUUCCGCUUGUGUUCCAUUUCCUUCACUUAGUCACCGCAUUCUGGAUGCUCUCCCACACAGUCUUUCUCUAUCAACGCCUUUGGAGACCAUUGUCUCGACAGUCAUCCUCAUCGUUACCAUUGUCUGAAUCUCAUCAAUCAUUCGAGCGUUCAUCCAAGUGUUGGAAGUGUUGGUCCGACUGGUCGUCGCGAACGACAACAAUCCUAUUCAGCCAUCAAUGGGGUUGCAAACAGUUCAUGAUAUUCGCCACUUCAUUGCCCGCCCUCUCAGUCCUCAUCUCUUAUUAUCUCAAUCCAGAGGGAUAUGAAACCAAACGAUACUGUUGGAUGUCGAUCGAGGGAGGGAUGCAGUACUCGUUCAUAGUGCCUGUCUCAAUUCUCAUUCUGACAAAUACAGUCAUAAUGUUAUUGGUUUUGAAGCGAUUCUUUGAGACGAAGUCAGUCACACAUAAGACAGAGAUCGACAAAACACAGCCGGCAUUGCGGGCCGGCGUCACUCUAUUGCCAUUCUUUGCCGUCAAUUGGUUUCUCAGUGUACUGGCCCUCGAGGACACCGUCACCACAUCAUUCCAGUGCAUCUUCUCCCUGUCCAAUGUCACGCUUUCCUAUUUGGUAUUCCUAUUCCACUGCUACCAGAGAUAUGACUUACACGAAUACAUAAAAGUGAGACUAUUUGGUGCGAAAAAGCAUCAAAACUCGAGUCUUAGGCUGAAGAAGAACAGUUAUCCGGGACGUGGUCUCAGAGUAGACAUCCCUCGCUUGUGUAUCGGCGAUGACAGAGAUCUCAGUGCUGUUGCCAUCGCAGCAAACAGUGGCUCAUCCAUAGACUGUCAGCCACUGCUUAUGCCUUAUAGCGGCUCAUCCCCAGCGCCUAACCCUAACUAUUAUAAGCCAAAAGAAUUACAUUAAAUACUUAUCAAAUGUAUAAAUAUUGCUGUAAAUGAAGACUAUUAAUAAAAUACAAAUUCGUAUUUAUGUUUCAAAGUCUUGCUAAGGAGUCG
This is a messenger RNA of Oppiella nova, 3344 nucleotides long. The record is from the annotation of a GenBank genome assembly. Lineage: Eukaryota; Metazoa; Arthropoda; Arachnida; Sarcoptiformes; Oppiidae.